Messenger RNA from Oryzias melastigma (Indian medaka), 1972 nucleotides. RefSeq names its product zinc finger BED domain-containing protein 1-like. Gene Ontology annotation, molecular function: protein dimerization activity. Lineage: Eukaryota; Metazoa; Chordata; Actinopteri; Beloniformes; Adrianichthyidae. Bases 21 to 923 code for a protein of 300 amino acids. The record is from RefSeq and is a predicted model, not a curated record. The transcript has 2 exons.
GAUGGAACAGUGCUUAUGAGAUGGUGGAGAGAUUUUUGGAGCAGCAGCCAGCAAUCUGCGCUGCUCUUAUCUCUCCUCAGGUGCGAAAAGGUGGAAGCUCAGGGGACAUCUGCACCCUCACCGAAAAUGAUAUCUCCACUGCUGAGGAAAUGGCAAAAGCACUGAAGCUCUUAAAGGAGGCAACCAACAUCAUGUCUGAGGAUUCUUCACCAACACUGUCUGUGACUGCUCCACUGCUUGCUCAGCUGCUUCAUGACACCAAAGCCAGCUCUGCUGAAGAUGAUGCACCGCUAGUUCAGGAAAUAAAAGUUGCCAUUCAUGAAGACCUGUCAAAAAGAUACACAAGUGCUCAGACGAAAAACACUCUACUAAUUUCCUCCACACUGGAUCCCCGGUUUAAAGCCCUGCCCUUCCUCAGCAGAGAGGAGCAACAGCUCAUCCAUGGCAAAGUGGUUACAGAGGCUGCUGCUCUAGAGAAAGAUGUGGGGCCUGCUGCAGUUGGAGCUGAAAACCCAGACACCACAGAGGAAGAAAGUCCUCCCGCCCCUAAAAGAGCAUCAGCACUUGUUUCCUUGCUUGGAAAGACAUUUACUGAGGUAAACGUUGUCCCCAAAACAACCAGCACCAAAGCUGAGGAGGAGCUGAAGAAGUACCUGGAAGCCCCUCCACUGUCUCUUGCAGAGAACCCCCUUAAGUGGUGGAGUUCCCAUGAAGCAGCUUUCCCUCUCCUGGGUAAAUUAGCCAAACGCUACCUAUGUAUCCCUGGCACCAGUGUUGCAGCCGAAAGGGUUUUUUCCACUGCAGGGGACAUUGUAACUGCACAAAGGAGCAACCUAUCUCCAGACCAUGUUGACCAACUAGUCUUUUUGCAAAAAAACUUAAAAAUUGUUAAUGAUGGAGAUGAACCCUCAUCCACAGCAUGAGGAGAUUGUCCAGCUCCUGCUUUUGCUAGUGUUACAAUCAAAAACUUUUUCUAAAUAAGACUAUUAUUUGUGUUUAUGUAAAAUGUUUUGAUUCAAGUUACUGCAUCAAGAAAUCUCUUUAAAAUGUUUGUUUUGAUGCAUAAGUUAAGUGACAAAUGUUUAAUUUUCUAUUCUCAGUUUACAUUACUCUGUCUGGUCAUUUCUUUUUUGUCAUCAAUGAUGAGUAAGUGCUGAACUAUUUUUUUCAGAAGUUUUAGAAGAACAGGUUGUUUAAGUUUUGAAUACACUGUUAAAUGAGUACUGCAAUGUUUAUUUAUUUACAGAUUUGAGAUACACUCAGGGUUUUUUUAAGUUACCAAAGUGAGUGCUGUUUAUUUUAGUAGUCUCAAAAUUUGAAUGUGCACUACCUUUAUAUAUUUAUUUUAACUUAUUUGAACUUAUAUUUGUUUUCUUUAUAAGAUGAUAACUGUGUUUUUUAUUUUCCUAUUCUGUCAUUUGAGAUGCUCUCAAAUACUUAGUUUUUAAGCUGGGUUAUUUUUUUUUCAGACCCAAAUUUUCCUGACUGAAUUUUUUGUAAUUACAUAAGUUUGAAAAGUCUUUCACUGCCGUUGAACUGUUGAAAUAAGACGUUUGCACAGUAUCAUAAAUAAAUGCCAUUUCAGUAUCAAAGAAUGCCUUUGUGUUUUACAUUUCUGAAUCGAGAAUCGAGAAUCGAUUCAGAAUCGAGAAUCGAUUCAGAAUCGAAUCGGGACCCCAAGAAUCGGAAUCGAAUCGAAUCGUGAGUUGUUGUAAGAUUCACAUCCCUAUUAGCCGUCGUAUUUUGGGGUGUUUACGGUAAAAAGCUAUUUUAAAGGUGGCUAUAGAUACGGAGCAUGCGCAGUGUGACUUCAAAAUCCUAUUGAGCCUUCACGGUGACAGUCAUAUUUGUUAUUGUUGUCUCUAAAACUUAACUUUAAUUUAAUUGUAUUUAUUUGUUUGGGACAGUGCACAUGCAAUGAAUUCCACGGCUAUUUUAUCAACAGUUUUACUCUAAAAUUUGUUAAAAAAUA